Messenger RNA from Cryptococcus amylolentus CBS 6039, 1261 nucleotides. RefSeq lists its product as hypothetical. Bases 112 to 966 code for a protein of 284 amino acids. Gene Ontology annotation, molecular function: RNA polymerase II transcription regulatory region sequence-specific DNA binding; DNA-binding transcription activator activity, RNA polymerase II-specific. Gene Ontology annotation, cellular component: nucleus. NCBI's taxonomy places the organism in Eukaryota, Fungi, Basidiomycota, Tremellomycetes, Tremellales, Cryptococcaceae. Gene Ontology annotation, biological process: regulation of transcription by RNA polymerase II. The record is from RefSeq and is a predicted model, not a curated record. The transcript has 3 exons.
AUCUAAUCAGCCCCUCCUUUGGUCCCAAAAGAGCACAUCGCUCAUCUUGCCACGAGGCCCCCACUCUUCGUAUAUAUACCCGACAACAACCUGUCUCUUCCCCCCGCCGCCAUGUUCCCAGACCUCCCAGAACACCUCCAGACCCUCAACGCCCUCCCCGGCAACUCCCCUCCCUCUGCUGCCAUGAAUGCAGAGCAGGAAGAGGCCUUCUGGGGCUUCCUCCACGCCGACGAGCUCUUCCGCAACUUUGGCACCGCGCCCUCCCCCACCGAGAACCACGACGACGAAAAGCGCAAGCAACAGCUCCACGCCCCCGCCCCGGCACCCACCCCGGCCACCGUCGCCACCCCUGCCUCCUCCACCAAGGAGGAGCAGAGGCCCACCCUCGAGUCCUUCCUCGCCGCCUACAUGGGCCACUCCUCGGGCAGCGCCAGCCAGCAGGCGACCACCGCCCAGACCAUCAGCAACUAUCUCAUGCCCCUCCCUGCCCCCUAUGCCACCCCCGUCCAGACCCUCUCACAAACACCGGCUGCCGUCACUACCCAGGACGUGAUGCCGUCUGUCAGCAGUGGCCGUUCCGCGAGCAUCAGCCUGUAUGAUGAGGACGACGACAAGCCCUCUGGCGCUAAGAAGUUAAAGUCUCUUGGUGCCAACCAGGUCGAGAUCGAGGAAGACAAGCGACGACGAAACACCGAGGCGUCUGCCCGGUUCCGAGCCAAGAAGAAGGAGAGGGAGCAGGCCCUUGAGCGUCGAGCCAAGGAACUCGAAAACCAGGUUUCUGCCCUCACCGCUGAAAACACCUCGCUCGAAAACGAAAACAGAUUACUCAAGGCCAUUGUCCUGAACGGCUCCAACCCCGCCGCCGCCGCCCUCGCGACUGCCGGCGCUGGUUCCCAGGACGUGUCGGCGAACGAGACGCUCCAGGCUGCUCUGGCCGCGCUGGGCAAGAGAAAGAGGGACGAAUAGCCCCUUGCCUCGGAUUAUCUUGCAGUUGUUUUCCGUCUUUUCCCAUCACCUUUUGUAUCUAGUAGCCGGACGGGGGGCUUUUUUCAGGGUUGUGUUAUUCUUUUCUCAUUGUGCUUUUUCAACAAAGUGAAGCGUUUUUCCUAGAGCUUCUAUUCUAUUUCGCUUUUUCGUAACCCCCCCAGUUCACUACCCGAGAGUAUAUCAGUUUGUCAAAGUUUUUUCUUUCGUCCGUGAAACAGCUCCAUCAGGAGUCAUCCGUUGUCUUGUAUAGGCGUAGAACGAUGGCGAUGCAAAU